ACGACAUGUCGACUUGCGAAAUCAUACUCCGUAUACUUCACCUCAUCAGCGAUGCCCAAGACAGAGACGGACGAACUCAACCCUUACUGCAGCCAUUAAUUCUCUAUGCGUCCAGCGUCAUAUAUAUUGCCGGAAAUAUCCUUCACCGGAGAAGCGAGGUUGACUGACCAACCUGACCAGUACCGCCGCUGAGGCGCCGUACAGAAGGAGAGUCCGUAAUCCGUAUCUACGUCGACAGGGAGUAACAGAGCAGACCGCCGGCGGUAACGCUGGGAAUUCCGACCGGAGGAGGAAACCAGUCCAUCGGACCACCUGUGCCGCCAGACCAUCGUUCAAGUAUUCCACCGCUGGUAUAUAUACCCCACUGCCAAUGCCCGAAGGAAAGAACAUCGACGAAGGAGAGACCAUUUCCGACGUCGAGAGGAGGCUGCCGGAGACGUUCUACAUCGCUGCAACUUCUGCUGCGAGGAAGAGGGGAGCUACAGCAGUUCGCUCUUGUUGAUCCAGGAGUAUUAUCUCUGGAAGGAGAAGUGCUGCCGGAAGCCGCCGCAUAGAGAGCCGGUCACCUCUUCUUUUUCCGCCAAAGAAGGACGACAUACAAAGGUGAAUUUGGAGACGGUCAAGAUAGAAGCUUCGGUUAGGAUUUACCGCAAUUUGAGGAAUUGAGGAUCAUGUUGAAGUUGAUUUCGAGAGCUUCCGCUAGAACACAUAGACUAAAGUGAUUUGAGUAAUUUAUUUUAGUCUUAAUUUUAAAGAAUUGUAGUUGAACAAUUAAUUAACUAAAAUUUUAAUUGUUGGUGGUGGAUAGCCUGUGCACUCGGUUAUGUGAGAACCGAGUGUGGCGGUAACGCCCCAGUUUCCCUUUGAAUUUUCCGCUGCAUAAUUCUGAUAAAUCAUUAUUUAAAUGUAUUUUUGGGUGGGAAAUUUGGGGGUGUUACAAGUUGGUAUCAGAGCCUUUGAUUUUUUUUAAUGGGGUUUCCAAAUAAAAGUAUUUCCUAAAGUGACUAUGGUUUUAAAAAAAAAAGUUUCGAACAUUUUUUUUGACCUUCUAAACCUUCAAUGAGUAAUACCAACAAGUUGGUAUUAGAGAAAUGUUUUUCUGAGGAAUCUUUUUCAAAGUGUUCUUCCAAAGAGUUUUCUAAAAAAAAAAAUUAUUUCAAAAGAUUUCUAAUGUUUUGUAAAUUUUCUUAAGUGAUACCAACAAGUUGGUAUCAGAGACUUACGGUUUUCGAAUGGGGAUUUUUGCAUAAAAGUUUUCCUUCAAUGACUUCGGUUUUCAAAAAGGAGUUACUAAAGUUUUCUAAAAUUUUGAUUUUCAAAAAAAAAAAAAGUUUUCUAAGAUUUUCUAAAACUCCAACUAGUGAUAUCGGCCAACAAGUUGGUAUAAAGAUUUUCUUUUCUAAAACAUAUAAAAAAAAUUACAAGACGUUUUCUCAAAUGUUAAAAAAAAAAGAAGUUGAAACCCGUUUUUCUAAAUGUGUUUUGAAGAAAAAAAAUAAACAUAAGAAUAAUAAUUGGACUAAGAAAUAAUAUAUUUAGGAUCGUGGUGAGAAUGUGAGGUUUUGAAUUUCUAUUCUGGUGGAGUUUGUGGUUCUUUGAAUUGUUUGAGUUAUACUUAUAUGAGAUAUAUCAUUAUUGAUUCAGUUGAGAAUGAGUUUGGACUUUUAGGGGAACUUACAAAAUUAUGUGAAUAGUGAGUUAUUAGGUAAGGUAGUAUAAUUGUGAAUAUCAUUCGAUAUACUUCAUGUCCUAAACAUUAUUCUUUCAAGUAGACAAUGAAGGCAACAAGAAACAAAGUAGAAGACAAUGUCGCCGCACCGACGAAUGCGGAGUUGACUCAAAAUAUGGUUCAACUCAUCCAGACUAUCGGGAGUGUGUUAGUUCAGAACCAACACCAACAACGUCUCAAAAACCACAAUGAUUUAGCGAAACUUGUAGCGAAGUGCAAUCCACCGUGUUAUUUAGGCCAAGAAGAUCCUCUCAUCCUUGAGGAUUGGAUUCGCACUUUCGACAAACUUUUCGACACUAUAAACUGCCCUGCAGAUCAACGAAUUAAUACGGCUGCGUACUAUCUACGUCAAGAAGCAGACAAUUGGUGGGCCACGACUGCCCCAACGUUGCGUCAACAACCUGACUUUUCUUGGGAGACGUUCAAGGAGGCAAUGCGAAAGAGAUUCUACCCAGAGCACGUGAGAGCUGAGAAGUAUGAAGAAUUCUUACACCUAAAGCAAGUGGGUAUGACUGUCCAAGAGUAUCACGCUAAAUUCUUGAAUCUCGCACGAUUUGCACCAACACUAGUUCCCGAUGAAAUCGAGAAAACAAAUAAGUUUAUACGCGGUCUGAACUUCGAGACGCAAAAAGCUCUUUGCGUUUCAGAAUGCCAAACGUUGAACGAUGCCUACAACAAAGCUGGCAAGCACUAUCGAGUGCAACAACUCCAGAAAAAAAACACUCAAGAGAGCGAGGAAGGGGACUGAAGGAGAAAGCAAACCAAGAGGCAAACAACGUGAGCUAAAUCAACUAGGGCACACUCGGAACGGGAAGAAGAACAACAACCAAGGCCAAGCCCAGAAGCGUAAAAAGAAGAACUCAACUGAAGAGAUGCACUUCUACUGCUCGAAGUGUGGAAAAGAUCACCCCGGGAAAUACUGUGACGGAACACUCGUACGAUGUUUUCAUUGUGACAAGCUUGGACAUAGGGUGUUCGGGUGCCAUUCAAGGAAGAAGGGAAUCCCUCCAACUCGCGGACUCAAUCAUCAUGAGAAGAGUGCAAGACACAAUGGAAGAAUCCGAAAAUAGUAGGCAAAAUCAUAUAAAAUUUCUAAUUUUCAAUAUUAAUAAAUCUGUUUGAGGAUUGUGUAUCAUUUUGAUCUUAAAUGAAUAAUCUAUUUUCUUAAGUAAGUUAAAUGCUUCGGGAACGAAGCAUUCUUUUAAGGAGGGUAGAAUGUGACACUCCUAAAUUUAAUAAAAAGAAUUUCAUAUUAACUAGCACGUGACACCUGCUAAUUUUGUGGUGGAUAUUUUCUUAGCUUAUGCUUCGGGACGAAGCAUCUUUUAAGGAUGGUAGAAUGUGACACCCCGAAAAAUUGCAAUAAAGUAAAUAAAUUUUAUUAGUGAGAUAAAAUGUUACGAAAGUCACAUUUUAAUAAUUAAGUGAUUCAGAUAAUAUUUUAACAUCGGUGACAACUUUAAUCAGAUAAAAAUGUUUCAAUAAUAAAAGUGACAUUUUUAUAAUAAUUAUGUUGAUCAAAUAGGAUCUUGACUUAAAUAACAAAAGUAACAUUUUUGUAACAACUGAUAAUUACACAUGGAGUAUACAUAAUAUAUAUAAGUGACAUUAUUUUAAAAAGAGGGGCCGAUAGGAUUCAUGUUCACAACUAAACUAUAAGGGGUAUAAAAUACAUAUGGCAUAUACUUCGUAUGUUCUUAUUAUACAAGAGUAGUUGUACGCAUAAAAGUAAAGAAAAAAAAACCCCAUACAGUGAAGCUAGCUAAUAAAUUAUGCUAUGUACUGACUCGCACAUGGGAAAGAGUUAAUCGAACUUGCUCUUAGACAAAUAUAGAGAAUGAUACAAGGUGCCUAUGUGAAUCCCAUGUGACACACAUGACAUUCCCAUGUAUGUAUGUUCGGACACCACAUGUACAUGCCUCCCAUAUGCAUUUGUCUUCCCAUUCUCAAUCAUAAUCCACCCCGAAUAAAACCAAUGCGCUGGGACAUAAGGCUGGCUAUAUAGUACUUGUGUUUUCAUACGUCCGCCCGCCACAUAUAUAUACAUGUAUAUAUCGUUACAUUUCCUACGACAUGUCGACUUGCGAAAUCAUACUCCGUAUACUUCACCUCAUCAGCGAUGCCCAAGACAGAGACGGACGAACUCAACCCUUACUGCAGCCAUUAAUUCUCUAUGCGUCCAGCGUCAUAUAUAUUGCCGGAAAUAUCCUUCACCGGAGAAGCGAGGUUGACUGACCAACCUGACCAGUACCGCCGCUGAGGCGCCGUACAGAAGGAGAGUCCGUAAUCCGUAUCUACGUCGACAGGGAGUAACAGAGCAGACCGCCGGCGGUAACGCUGGGAAUUCCGACCGGAGGAGGAAACCAGUCCAUCGGACCACCUGUGCCGCCAGACCAUCGUUCAAGUAUUCCACCGCUGGUAUAUAUACCCCACUGCCAAUGCCCGAAGGAAAGAACAUCGACGAAGGAGAGACCAUUUCCGACGUCGAGAGGAGGCUGCCGGAGACGUUCUACAUCGCUGCAACUUCUGCUGCGAGGAAGAGGGGAGCUACAGCAGUUCGCUCUUGUUGAUCCAGGAGUAUUAUCUCUGGAAGGAGAAGUGCUGCCGGAAGCCGCCGCAUAGAGAGCCGGUCACCUCUUCUUUUUCCGCCAAAGAAGGACGACAUACAAAGGUGAAUUUGGAGACGGUCAAGAUAGAAGCUUCGGUUAGGAUUUACCGCAAUUUGAGGAAUUGAGGAUCAUGUUGAAGUUGAUUUCGAGAGCUUCCGCUAGAACACAUAGACUAAAGUGAUUUGAGUAAUUUAUUUUAGUCUUAAUUUUAAAGAAUUGUAGUUGAACAAUUAAUUAACUAAAAUUUUAAUUGUUGGUGGUGGAUAGCCUGUGCACUCGGUUAUGUGAGAACCGAGUGUGGCGGUAACGCCCCAGUUUCCCUUUGAAUUUUCCGCUGCAUAAUUCUGAUAAAUCAUUAUUUAAAUGUAUUUUUGGGUGGGAAAUUUG
Messenger RNA from Cuscuta epithymum, 4725 nucleotides. The record is from the annotation of a GenBank genome assembly. Lineage: Eukaryota; Viridiplantae; Streptophyta; Magnoliopsida; Solanales; Convolvulaceae.